Messenger RNA from Funneliformis geosporum, 178 nucleotides. NCBI's taxonomy places the organism in Eukaryota, Fungi, Glomeromycota, Glomeromycetes, Glomerales, Glomeraceae. The record is from the annotation of a GenBank genome assembly.
AUGAGAAAAGCUGAUGUCUACAGUGUUGGCGUGCUCUUAUGGGAGUUAUCAAGUGGUCGUCCUCCUUUUUAUGUAAAAGGUAAACGAUACGACAUUGAUUUAGAUAUAGAAAUUUCACAAGGACUCAGAGUAAGUGUCAUUCCUGGUACGCCUGAAGAUUAUGUAAAUAUUUAUACAG